GUAUGAGUCGUCUGGUGAUUUUCGCUGAGCUUUUGCAUUUUCCAUCCCCCUUUGUCUAUCUAUAUAUCUAUGGCCGACUGACUUCUCUAUUCCUAUGAGCCUUUUUUUCCUUUUCUUGUGUUCAAUGAUCUAUUUCCCUCCUGCGAUGGUCGGGGGAAGAGUGGGACAGAGGGAACGCGGGAUGGGCCAUGGGGCGAUGCAGAGUAGUUACUGCUGUUGCGGGCUAACUGUUCUAAACGACGGUGAAGGUACUGCAGCCAAUAUCAUGAAGCGAACGGUGCUUGGUGGUCAUUGUAUAUCUGUGUGAACUGACUGUAUUCUAAACUCUGUCCGAGUCCUAUCUAUGGCCCGGUCAUAUCAAAACUAUGCGGAUAUUUCUCUUUUCAACUAUGGCUGAUUCUUUUG
Molecule: messenger RNA, 405 nt
Organism: Colletotrichum phormii
Lineage: Eukaryota; Fungi; Ascomycota; Sordariomycetes; Glomerellales; Glomerellaceae
Exons: 1
Coding region: 95-307 (70 amino acids)
Source: RefSeq, a predicted model, not a curated record